AUGGCCAAGAUCAUCAUCAUCGGUGCUGGCAUCUCAGGGCUCAGCACCUAUCUUUUCCUGCGUAAACAUCUACUCCUCUCCAACCCAACUCUCUCAUCCCAAGAAGAACGGUAUGAGAUCAAAAUCUACGAAGCCUACGACAUCCACCCAUCCAGUUUCAGUGGCUCGCGGACGAAUCCCACCACCGGUGACAGCGUGGACGGAUCAACGACGGACCCGCUCCCCGCUGAGACCGAACCAAUCUUCACCCCUCAAGCAAUUGGGUCCGCCAUUGGUAUUUCGCGCAAUGGAUUGAAUGUCCUGGCUCGCCUGGGCGAACCCGUGGAUUAUCAGGGGGACGUCCGGAGUGCGCGGUCGAGCUUGGUCGAGCAAAUGGUCAUUCACGGCCAUCCCAUUGAGCGAUGGGAAAUCAGCACAGCAAGAGGCUUCACACUUGUCGAGGUCGAUCUCGCACGAGUUACUCAAAGGCCAGCCCCACACAAACAUGGACAGUCAGAAGGUCCAAUAACCGCGGCUCAAGAUCUGUGUCGAUACCAUGCCAUCAUGAUCGCGCGCCAAUCGUGCUGGGAGAUCCUCCGCGAUCAUGUCCUGAGAGACUCUCCCGACGUGGUCGUCCACAAAAAAGUCGUCGACGUGGUUAUCGGCGAUGAAAGGACGCGCAAUGUCGUCAAGUUCGAAGAUGGCUCCCAAGAAGAAGCCGACCUGGUCAUUGGAGCGGAUGGACUGAGAAGUGUUUUGAGGCGGGCGAUGUUUCGCACGGGCGAGGGCGGGGGCGAGACGAAUGCGGGUGCACAGAAUCGCGAAGGGCGGUCUACUAGCAGCCAGACAAGAGAAGGAACCUCGAGCUGGCUGCGAACCGUCGUCUCAUACUUCCGUAUCCCGUUCUUCAAGUCCGGACGCUCCGCAGACGCAAAAGCCGCCCAGAGGGAUUACAUAUCGCCACACUACGAAGGCCUCGUCGGCGUCGGCGGCUUUGUGCCUUCGUCCGUGCUAGAAGCUACAGGCCACAAGCCAGGCACCAUGGCCGUCGUGUUCGGACCGAAUGGAUUCUUCGGGUACGGAUAUUUGACAUCAUCCACAUCGCCGACCUCAUUGUCCAACAAUGACACAGCUACAAGAAAGAACGAGACCACUCCAUUAAUAAACCUGCCUCCGCCGCCCUCCGCACCGGGACCCCUGGCAGGAUGGUGGUCGACGUUCUCCAGCCCGACACCGUUUCCGUACUCAACUUCGGCCUCCUCAUCUCCAUCUCCAUCUCCGGCAGCAGGAGGGGUCUUAAACACAACCUCAGCCACAAACAUGAGCACAGUCACGAGCACGAAGGCAACCCGCAAACCCACAGAGUUCAACAAACCGCUCGCCCUGGCCGCCCUGCUCGGCCGCCACGCGAAAUGGCACAACCCGACGAUCCAGGCGAUCUUGUCCUUUGUAGAACAGGACACCGCCACCGCCGCAAAACAGCAGCAGCAACAACAGAAGAAGAAACACAGCCCCGCAGUCGUCACCGCCGACGACGACGACAAUGGCAACCUCGUAUUCAACGGAAAAGGAAAAGGAAAAGGUCUCGACGCAGCUUACCCGACCUGGACGACCCCGGAGCUGCCCUCAUGGUCAUCGCGCGGCCGCGCCGUGCUGGUCGGCGACGCCGCGCACGCGCUGCAGCCGUCGAGCGGGCAGGGCGCGUGCCAGGCGCUCGAGGACGCAGAGGCCCUGGCCCUGUUUCUAAGACAUUACUUGUCGGCGUCGGCAUCAUCGUCGUCCUCGUCCUCGUCCUCGUCGGCGCCGGCGGUUGUAGCUGAUGCCGGUGCUGGGACUGUGGAACAUAGUAGCGCUGGCCCCCCUGCUCCCGCCGGGCCAGACGCAGACGCAGGCGCAGACAUAUGCAAGCGCGAAAACAAAGACCAAGACGCCGACACUCACGUCCACGCGUCGCUCCAGCGCGCCCUCGACGCCUUCGAAACCCUGCGCAAGCCCCGCGUCCACGCCAUCUACACGCGCUCGCAGAAAAUGUCCCGCAUGAAAGGCGACAUGGGCGUCCUCGCCGAGUGGGCCAUGUACCUCGUCAUCUACCUCAUGACGUGGUUCCGCGAUAGCUACAAUGAGGAGUUGCUCGCGUACGAUUUGCCACGGGAGGUGGAGAAAGCUUUGGAGCGCGAACGAAGUGAUGCACGCUAG
Cladophialophora bantiana CBS 173.52 is the source of this 2175-nucleotide messenger RNA. RefSeq lists its product as uncharacterized. The record is from RefSeq and is a predicted model, not a curated record. Gene Ontology annotation, molecular function: monooxygenase activity; FAD binding. The transcript has a single exon. NCBI's taxonomy places the organism in Eukaryota, Fungi, Ascomycota, Eurotiomycetes, Chaetothyriales, Herpotrichiellaceae. Bases 1 to 2175 code for a protein of 724 amino acids.